Didymodactylos carnosus is the source of this 1596-nucleotide messenger RNA. Lineage: Eukaryota; Metazoa; Rotifera; Eurotatoria; Philodinida; Philodinidae. The record is from the annotation of a GenBank genome assembly.
AUGUCACAUAGUAUUAGAGAAGAGUUCGAAAAGAUCGAACAAGAACGAGGUUGGUCCACGUUAUUUUAUAGAUUGGCCACAGAACACGGUAUACGAACAUUGGAAAAGAAAAAUGAUAUUGCACUGAUGAAUUCAAAUCGAGCAUUAAAUCGUUUUCGUGACGUUCUCCCAUAUGAUGAUACCCGUGUUCGUUUAAAAAAUGGUCCAACAGAUUAUAUAAAUGCAAGUCUUAUCAAUGUACCAUUAGCAAAACGACAUUAUAUAUUGACACAGGGACCAUUACCAACAACAUCUGAACACUUUUGGCAAAUGAUAUGGGAACAAAAUAGUUGUGUGAUAGUCAUGUUAACGAAAUUAAUAGAAAGAGGAUAUAAUAAAUGUUGGCUGUAUUAUCCAGAUUAUUCAAAUGAUUCAGAGUUGAUUUAUGAUCAAGUAGAUUUAAAGGUGACAUUUAUAUCAGAAAAACCUGGUCUAUUUUAUACACAAAGAAAAUUUGACUUAACGAAUAUGAGAACGGGUGAAGUUAGACCUAUUAUUCAUUGGCAUUAUACAGAUUGGCCGGAUCACGGUAACGCUUCUAUGUUUAACGAAGAAAAUGGAUGUUCUAGAUCUCUGAAUGUUUUGUUAGGUGCCCCUGAAUCAGCACAAACGUUUCUUGAAUUUUUAAUGAAAGUUCGACGUUCCGGCGCCUUUGAUCCACGCUACGGCGCACCCAUUCUCCAUUGUAGUGCGGGGAUAGGAAGAUCGGGAACAUUUGUUCUUGUUGAUUCUAUUCUUGUAAUGUUGGCUCAUACAGCUAAUCCUAAAGAAAUAUCUCUCACAGAAGUUUUGGCUCACAUUCGAUUACAACGACACGGUCUUAUUCAGACCUAUGAGCAAUUACGGUUUUCUUAUCUAGCAAUCAUAGAAGGUUAUAAAAUACUAGACGCUCUAGAAGCAUCACACGCACCAUUUCUCGACGAAUCAUAUGAAUUAUCAUCAAAUUCAGAAUCAUCGUCGGAAGAAGACGAUAAUUAUGAACAUAAAAGGCAACCGUUUUUUCGAGAAGAUAAUAUAAUGCGUUCCACUGCACUAUCAGACAAUUUAGAAGAUAUCAACACAGAAUUAAUACAUCGUCUAGAUUCAAAUGCAUCAAUUUACACACCAAUGACAUCAGCACCCGUGAGAAAUAAUUCAUUCACACUAUCAACAUUGAUCAGUGGUGAUAUGAAAUCCGAAUUACUCUUGACCAAUCAUCAUAAUAAUGGAGAAUCAUCGACCAUUACACCGUCAACAACAGAGCGCACGAAAACUGUCUCACCACUAGCGGAUGUUACUGCAAAUGAUACUAAUGAUGAUAAAACAUCAUUACGUUUACGAACAGAACGUUUGAAAAGAAACGAAAUUUUGGAUAAAAAAGUGCAAGAUAUAAAAGAAAAACUUCAAAACAAACAACAAUUAUCAAAACGUUUGACAAAUUCCAUUUUUGCAUUGUUCUCGUCAAAAAAGCGUCGACCAUUAUUAAUCUACGGUAUUGUUUCGCUAUUAACACUAACUGGUACGAUAUUUUUUUAUAAAUUUUAUUAUAAUGGUGGUAUAAUAAUGAGAAAAAAAUGA